CAGAGAGGAGGUUUGGGUGAGGAGCUGCAAAGAGCAGCCCUUUUUUCUGAGCUGAGAGCAAGCGGCAAGCGCCAUGGAGGGCUGCUGCACCGUGGCCGUCAGCUUGGAGCUGAGCAGCUUGUUCCCCUCCCUCCUGUGUCUCUCCACCAAGGAGGUUGUGACUAUCUGGGAUGCUGUGUCUGCGUACAUCCUGGGACAGCUGAAGCUGGACAAGGGCGUCCUGCUCCCAGGACUCGGGACCUUCACUAUGGUCCAAGAGCGAUUCCAGGGUGAAGAAGAGGUGUUUAUGGCUCGAAGACCAGUCUUCCAGCUGAACAUGGACAAGGCGUGUCUGCAGGAGCUCACGUUCCCCACAGGGGUUAUCCCUGGUGAGAAGCCAGAGGCCACAUGCCACUUCCCCACUCCGUGUCUAGGGGCAGAGGAUGUCGAGAUCAAGCCGCUGAACUACAGGUGACUAUCACAAGCCACCUCCUUCCCGCGCCACAUGGUGGAGGACUGCAUGCGAGACACCAUACUCCUCUACUCUUUCCAACUGAGGAACAAGCAGCACCUCUCCUUCGCCUUCAAAGACAUUGGCGUUCUCUCCUGCCAAGACGGUGUCCUGUGCA
Molecule: messenger RNA, 608 nt
Organism: Chroicocephalus ridibundus (black-headed gull)
Lineage: Eukaryota; Metazoa; Chordata; Aves; Charadriiformes; Laridae
Product: coiled-coil domain-containing protein 81-like
Exons: 4
Coding region: 74-454 (126 amino acids)
Cellular component (GO): centrosome
Molecular function (GO): DNA binding
Source: RefSeq, a predicted model, not a curated record